AUGGCACAAGUGGAGUUUGUGCCUGUAAUAGAUAAAAGAAAAGCAGACAUUCAACUAAAACAAGAUUCCUCCAGCAACAAAACAGACCAUUCUAUAUUGAGGCCUCAUUUGCUACGAACACCUGAAUACUGCUGGUGUGAUGAAGAUGCUAUGGCACAAUAUUCUCUGGGCAUUGAGCAACCUCUAUAUGUCAUUGAGGUUACAGUUCAUCCCUACCCAAGUAAACUUGUUGAGAUUUGGGACAAUGCGUACCAUCUGGACAUACACCCAGUUCAUGAAGAUGAAGAAGGCAAUUGCUAUUUUCGUAGGCAAGCAAGUCUCGUACAGUUGAAAGAUGAAGUUCGCCUGGCAAAAGCACUUCAUGUGAAUUUAACUUGAAGAAAAAUUGAGAAACAUGAAAUAAUUUUUCUUCAGAUUCUUCCAGAAGAAAAGUCUACAAACAUUGCA
Molecule: messenger RNA, 447 nt
Organism: Xenia sp. Carnegie-2017
Lineage: Eukaryota; Metazoa; Cnidaria; Anthozoa; Malacalcyonacea; Xeniidae
Exons: 5
Coding region: 1-378 (125 amino acids)
Source: RefSeq, a predicted model, not a curated record